Molecule: messenger RNA, 3147 nt
Organism: Acanthoscelides obtectus
Lineage: Eukaryota; Metazoa; Arthropoda; Insecta; Coleoptera; Chrysomelidae
Source: the annotation of a GenBank genome assembly
UGAAAAUCAAGAUCUUUUGACGUUGACAUCUGCGACAAAAAUACAGCUGUGGCUAGGUAGCAAACCCAUAGGCCCACAGCCCACUGAACUCACUAUUCCGUCUCCCAUUACCAGCUUACCCGCUUUUACCCCUUUAUUUACAGAACAGAUUAAAGCUUCUGUUCCGUGUGAGGUCGACUCCGUCCAACGCUCCGUCACUUCACAUCGAAUGGAAACGUCAAGUUAAAUAAACAUUGAUACAGGUGAUUAGGAAUAUUAUGUGACAAGAAUUUUACUAUAAACUCGUAGAAAGUGGCCAACAAUGAUAAACUAAAUAUAGAGUUCUGAGCAGAAAAAUGUUCAACCCCAAUGCCAAUUAUCGGGUAUUGGUUGUCCAACACAUUCCAGAAGAUGGGUCGAGAUGGUACAUCGACAAGAGAAUUGUCGUAUUGUUUACAAUUCUGAUGUGCCCUGUGAUAUUAUUUUGUGCAACUUAUAUGCUGGUAUUUGGUAUAUUCCCAGGAAUCAGCUACCCAAAAGCACUUGCAAAAGAUGUGCCAGAAGUGAACAUUCAUCGUGCCUUAGUCUACAGUAUGUCACCAAAUACAACAGCAAACAUAGUACCACACUCUAACUUACAUAGAGACUUGUCCCCACAUAGCUUCAAAAUUGUUUGCUACUAUAAUUUCCCAGGUAGCAAGAACUCCUUACAAGUGGAAAAUCUACAGGCAUCUUUAUGUACACAUAUCAGUGUUGCCUUUGCUAGUAUUUCAAACAACUCAAUUUAUUUAGAAAAGUCACAGAUUGACACGGUGCAAAAAUUGGUCAAUUUGAAGAGUUUGAAUAAAAACCUCAAAAUAUUGGUGUCUGUUGGAGGUGCUGGAAAUGAUGGAGAGUUUCCAAAGAUGGUUUUAAAUCAUGCAAACAGGAAAAGUUUUAUCAGAUCAGUGAUUGAGUAUGUUAAGGAGUAUAACAUAGAUGGAGUUGACUUAGACUGGGAAUUUCCAAAUGAAGACCAAGAACAUGAUAAAAUGCAAAAAGUACACUUUACACAGCUGCUAUCAGAGUUCAGGAAAAGUAUAGAGCACCAACCUAACCACCCUUUUCUGCUAACAGUUGCUGUAGCAGCACCUGACUUCAUUGUACAAAACUCAUAUGAUGUAUCAUACAUGAAUGAAUAUGUGGACUUUGUAAACCUGAUGUCAUAUGACUACCAUUAUUUCACCAAAGAAACACCUUUUACUGGUUAUAACAGUCCAUUGUAUGCAUCAGAAAAUGAGAGAUACUAUCUAGCCACGUUAAAUAUCAACUACUCUGCAAAUUAUUGGAAUAUGAUGGGUAUGGACAGGAAGAAAAUAGUGAUUGGAUUGCCUACAUAUGGUCACAGCUUUAGAUUAAUGAAUCCAAAAAACAAUGGGUUGUACGCUCCAGCAUCCGGCUAUGGCAAACUGGGCGCACUGGGCUUUGUAGAUUAUCCCGUCGUAUGCCAAUUCUUGAACACUAACCGAGUGACUCCGGUGUUCGACAUGGAUACGAAGAGUUCCUACGCAUCGAAGUAUUACGAAUGGAUCUCGUUUGACAAUCAACAAAGUCUCACUUACAAGGCGGAGUACAUCAGAGACAACGGAUUCGGAGGCGCUAUGGUGUACUCUCUAAACAGUGAUGACUGGAAGGGGGCGUGUAAGCAAGGAGAGUUUCCAUUGGUCGAGAGUGUUCGAAAGGUUUUGGAGGCGGGUAAAGUGGAUGUGGAAGAAAAGUUGGUUGGGAGGUAGUUGAUGGAUAAAAUGUUUCCAACGAUCUUGCAUUUAUUAAUCUAUGAUCAUUAGUUGUCGGCCGUCGAAUCUGAAAGUUUGAACCUGUGUUCAAGUGAUAUCAAGAUUCAAAACUACGAAACUGUGUUGAUUAGCCAUACCAUUUAAAAAUGACGAACUUUCGUUCAAAGCUGGAGAUAUCGACUGCUCACAGAAUUUUUGUCACAUAAGUAUAGGUAAAAAGACGAAUGUAAAAAUCAGCUUGAGUCACUAUGUAUGACGUCAUUCUACGUGUUUAUCUAUAUUAUUUCUGUUCUUAAUUAAAGCGACUAAAUGGAAGGCUCCUUAAACAAUGGGAAAUCGAAUAAGAAUAGAGUGUAGAAUCGCUCAACCAUGCCUUCUAAAUCUUGCAUAAAAACUCUACAACGGACCAACUGAACCGUAUUCUGACGGUUGUAUACAUCUAAAGAAAUAGGGAAAUAUUAAAUCCUAUCAUUGUGCAGUGCCGUUACCCUUGCUGCGCUAAACUUAUAUAAGAGUUCCAUUUCCUGUAUAAGGCCCAUGAGCGUCCGCGGGGAGGGACCAGGGGAUCGCCUCCCCUGAGAAAAAUUCCUGCGGGCGCCCAUGGCCAUGAUCAGCAUGUUUCUUUCUUUUUCAAUUGAAAAUGGAAAUUCUACACAUGCAUAUUAUUCUACCUAUAGUGUCACGACCUGGGUUGUACAUUAUUGGGCUAGGACUGCUAAAAUACUAUAUUGAUUCAUUUUUGUUACCAUAAUAUAUAAUUCUUUCUCAGUAUAAUGUGAUUCAUUCUAUUUUAGAAUUGACUGGUUUAAAGUAUGAAUAAAAUAAGUAGAAGAAGCCAUAAUUUGUGUGUAUAAUCUAUAUUUAUGCAUAAAUACAUGGAAACAUAGAUCAGCUUUGGCAAACCAUUAGUAGGUGGCUAUGGUCAGGUUUCUCAAUUACUUGCGCACAAUAUUGUGAGUUUUUCAAUAGACUGUUGUAUGCAUUCCUGUUCCGUUUAUGUGUGUCCAAGAUUAGACCUAGACUGAUGAGUUACUAAAGAGCAUGAAACAGCACUGUCUAUGGUUCGUCAUGAUUAUGUAGACGGAUAGCAAGCAUACUCAGUUCAACCAAUAUUUUUUUUAUUUGCAGUCCAAAAUGUUGGUAGUGUUGUUACUAUCAGUCUCGGACCCAUGAAUUUGUAUUUUCACAGAAGUAACGACGUGUGCAAUCUUCAGGAAUUGCUCUUCAAACUAGAUAUAAUCGGAAAAUGUUUUGUAAAUCUUUUUGACUGUAUUUUCCUCUAUACUGUUCAUUAGGUUGUAAAAGUAUCUUUUUAUCAGUUCAAUCUGUAUAGAUAUUGGCUGUGGUGUAUAUAACAAUAUUUUAUUUUAUAAAUAAAUUGAUAUUGAACCUA